Molecule: messenger RNA, 1209 nt
Organism: Gastrolobium bilobum
Lineage: Eukaryota; Viridiplantae; Streptophyta; Magnoliopsida; Fabales; Fabaceae
Product: BRASSINOSTEROID INSENSITIVE 1-associated receptor kinase 1-like
Exons: 9
Coding region: 1-1209 (402 amino acids)
Biological process (GO): protein phosphorylation
Molecular function (GO): protein kinase activity; ATP binding; protein binding
Source: RefSeq, a predicted model, not a curated record
AUGACUAUGAAUCUAUCUCAUUCUCAUGGCAUUUUGUUGAAGAGGAAUGGAAACAUAGAGCGAGUGACAUCAUCUUUCAUGGGUUUGUUUCUUCUUUGGUCACUCUUGUUGCUUCAUUUGGUGCUUCAGGUUUCGGGCAACGCUGAAGUUGAUGCCCUGAUUGCAUUGAAGAACAGUUUGAAUGAUCAGAACAGUUAUCUUGGUAGCUGGGAUGCCACCCUUCCCAAUCCAUGCACAUGGUUUCAUAUUAAAUGCAACCUCGAUAAUAGCGUGACCCGUGUUGAUCUUGGAAAUUCAAACCUGAUGGGACAACUGGUUCCACAGCUUGGUCAGCUCCCAAAUUUGCAAUACUUGGAACUUUACAGUAAUAACAUAACUGGGAAUAUACCAAACGAGCUUGGAAAUUUGGCAAACUUGGUGAGCUUGGAUCUUUACUCGAACAAGUUUACUGGUCCCAUUCCUAACACACUGGCCAACCUUAAAAAGCUACGUUACCUGCGUCUCAACAAUAACAGCUUGACCAGAAACAUUCCUAUGUCUUUGACCAAUGUUAUUACCCUCCAAAUCCUUGAUUUAGCAAACAACAACUUAUCAGGAGAUAUCCUAGCCAAUGGUUCAUUUUCAAUGUUUACUCCUGUCAGUUUUAACAAUAAUCCACUCUUGAAGAACAAAUCCCUUCUAGCUCCGCCACUUGUUCCACCACAACAAACUACGUCAGGUAGGAGUGCCACUGGGACUAUUGCUAGAGGAGUUGUUGUGGGUGCUGUUCUGUUGUUUGCAGCCCCUGCAAUUGCGCUUGCUUAUUGGCUUAGAAGAAAGCCAAAGGAUUAUUUCAUUGAUGUUCCUGAGGAGGAUCGUGAAGUUCACCUUGGUCAGCUUAAAAAGUUUUCACUGCGUGAACUGCAAGUUGCAACAGAUAGCUUUAAUAACAAAAACAUUCUAGGUAGAGGUGGAUUUGGAAAAGUUUAUAAAGGACGCUUAGCAAAUGGUUCUCUUGUUGCAGUAAAAAGACUUGAAGAGGAACGCACCCAAGGCGGGGAGCUACAAUUUCAAACUGAAGUAAAAAUGAUCAGCAUGGUUGUGCAUCGAAAUUUGCUUCGGCUGUGUGGUUUUUGCAUGACCCCUACUGAGAGGUUACUUGUAUUUCCUUUCAUGGUUAAUGGAAGUGUAGCAUCUUGUUUACGAGGUACUAAUGACCCUAACUGGUAA